AUGGCAUACACGGAAGAGGAGGAUAGGAUAGAAAAUAGAGUGAGCUAUAAAGAAGCAAAGCGAGCAGAAAAGAAAGCGGUAACGGAGGCAAAAAACCGUGCUUAUAAGGAUUUUUUUCGGAAGCUUGAUACUAAAGAGGGGGAAAAGCAGAUUUUUAAGUUGGCAAGGACUAGGUCCGAGCAGCGACAAUACUCAGAGGCAGUGAAAUACAUCAAGGAUGAAGGAGGACGAGUCCUCUUGAGACAAGAGAACAUCAAAGCCAGAUGGUUCCAGUAUUUCUCUCAGCUACUCAAUGAGUCUAGGGGGCCAAAGAAGGAGGAUAAGCUUUUUCCUAACGUCCAAUGA
Molecule: messenger RNA, 345 nt
Organism: Amaranthus tricolor (Joseph's coat)
Lineage: Eukaryota; Viridiplantae; Streptophyta; Magnoliopsida; Caryophyllales; Amaranthaceae
Exons: 1
Coding region: 1-345 (114 amino acids)
Source: RefSeq, a predicted model, not a curated record